This is a messenger RNA of Gossypium raimondii (Peruvian cotton), 633 nucleotides long. Its product is annotated as NADH dehydrogenase [ubiquinone] 1 beta subcomplex subunit 10-B. The transcript has 3 exons. NCBI's taxonomy places the organism in Eukaryota, Viridiplantae, Streptophyta, Magnoliopsida, Malvales, Malvaceae. The coding region runs from base 72 to 392 and encodes 106 amino acids. The record is from RefSeq and is a predicted model, not a curated record.
ACCCAAAAUCUCCACUAAAACAAACCGAAGGGAAAGCAAGCAAGAGCCGAGUGAGAGAAACUGAGAAAGAGAUGGGCAGGAAGAAGGGAGUAGCAGAGUUCGAAGAAACGGCGCCGGAUGACUUCGACCCGGCCAAUCCCUACAAAGACCCUGUGGCCAUGCUUGAAAUGAGGGAGCAUAUAGUUCGAGAGAAAUGGAUUGACAUUGAGAAAGCCAAGAUCCUCCGUGACAAGGUCAGGUGGUGCUACCGCAUCGAAGGGGUCAACCAUCUCCAGAAGUGCCGCCAUCUCGUACGCCAGUACCUCGACGCCACCCGUGGCAUCGGUUGGGGCAAGGAUGGCCGUCAUCCCUCCCUCCACGGUCCAAAGGUUGAAGAGAUCGAUUCAGAAUGAAUGGCUGCAUCUGGUCAUGAUAGGUGACUGACUUUGGGCAGCAAAGUAAGGAGUGUGGGAUUCGAAUAAUUGUCCACAUACAUUGUCACUAUUGUUGUUUCUGUUGUAAGACUCUUAUAACAAAGAUCAAACGUAAUGCCAUCUUCUUUUUCCAUUCUAGUUAGCAUCCAAAAUCUUGGUAAAUUACUUGGGCGAGUUGGUCGUAACAGUACAUCAGAUAAAUGAAAUAAGUUCCUUGUCA